ACAACACCACCAACAACAGACGAACCUGCUACAACACCACCAACAACAGACGAACCUGCUACAACACCACCAACAACAGACGAAUCUCCUACAACACCACCAACAACAGACGAACCUGCUACAACACCACCAACAACAGACGAACCUGCUACAACACCACCAACAACAGACGAACCUGCUACAACAACACCUACAACAGAAGAACAUGCUACAACACCAUCUACAAUACCAACAACAGCGGCGACAUUGGUAACAUCACCAAAUAGAAAGCGACGAGAUUUAGAUUUUUUACCAUUAGAUACUGGCAACACUAGAAAACGCAGACAUCGUCGCAGUGUAAACCCUAGUGACAUUGUUAUCAACAUCGUUGAUCCUGRUAUUCGGUCUUACGAGGUCAAAAACCUGDAAAAGGAUGUUGAAUACUGCAUCAUCAUGUACGGCAGAACUGCAGUUGGCGAUGGAGUGAAAUCAGACUGCAUAAACCAGAAAAAGUCUUUGAAGGACGAAAUCAUACCUACUGUCAAAGCUCAAGCAUCUGCUACGAGUAUCAAUGUCUCUCUUAACAUCACUGACUUCGAGAACCUACGAAGUACCGGGUAUUUGCAAUACUAUGACUUACAGUUUACAGUSCUUCGAGUAAAUGGRAACCCUGUUCUGGAUAAAGACGUCAUCAAGMGAACCUUCAACGCCUCCACACAGCAUUUUACUCUCGACAAUUUCAAUAUUUACACGACAUACAGCUUGCAACUUUCUUUGGUAACGAGGAGGGGAAGUGAGAGUCUUACAGAUCCAGUMUACGUCGAAACAUGUCGUUGCCCUUCCACAUUCUACACGAACUGGUUCMUCAGCCCACCAUUCACAAACCUAAACACWGGCUCUCAACCUGGCGGUAUCUUACCCAUCAUCCUCGAGUACAUCAUCGACGCMGCCUGUGGACGCUGUGAGUUCAGCCAUGAAACAUCAUCCGUGGAGUUUUUUAAUGAUGUUACAGGCAAAAGAACCAAUUUUAAAGCCAACAAAACACUUUCCAUUGGCGCCAUUAACUCCAACAUCGAUAUAACGUUUCCUAUUAAUAGCAAGAAUGAGGCCAAAUACAUAGGGACAUUUAUACCCAUCUUAAACGUACCUGUAUUGCUUCUGAUCAAGAGAAACGAGUCUUCUAUAAACAAGUACGCCAAAGUUGUUGCAGAUACAAUCUAUGAUAUAUGGCCAAUCAUUGUUAUUAAUAUCGCCUUUAUGUUCUUGGCUGGUACUAUUAUUUGGACCAUAGAGAGAAUGAGUAACAGUGAUCAGUUUCCUACAAAAACUGCCAAAGGUUUGUUUGAGGGGACCUGGUGGUCCUUCAUUACCAUGACAACUAUCGGGUAAGAUUACAGCUGAACAACCUUUAAAUAAACGAGCUAUUACUUUGCCAUGCCUGAGCAUCAA
Molecule: messenger RNA, 1428 nt
Organism: Exaiptasia diaphana
Lineage: Eukaryota; Metazoa; Cnidaria; Anthozoa; Actiniaria; Aiptasiidae
Exons: 5
Molecular function (GO): protein binding
Source: RefSeq, a predicted model, not a curated record